Messenger RNA from Thamnophis elegans (Western terrestrial garter snake), 2527 nucleotides. Its product is annotated as Krueppel-like factor 15. Lineage: Eukaryota; Metazoa; Chordata; Lepidosauria; Squamata; Natricidae. The coding region runs from base 928 to 2037 and encodes 369 amino acids. The transcript has 4 exons. The record is from RefSeq and is a predicted model, not a curated record. Gene Ontology annotation, biological process: regulation of transcription by RNA polymerase II. Gene Ontology annotation, molecular function: DNA-binding transcription factor activity, RNA polymerase II-specific; RNA polymerase II cis-regulatory region sequence-specific DNA binding.
UGGAGGCGCGCGAGCUGGCCACGAGAGAGGGAAGGGGGACGGGGCCGCGGAUUGCGGGGAGUGUCGGCGUUUUCCACCGAGAAGGUUGCAGCGCGUUGUUGCUGUGAAAGGGCCACUUGAGCAGUUAGCGAAUUGGGGAAGGCGCGCUAGGAAUACACUAACAAGCCGCGCGUAAACUAACCUUUUCCAAGAAAAGAGUUUUGCUGUUUCUCUGCCCCGAGCUAGCUGGGUUGGAGACGGAUUCGACCAGCAAGAGCCGAUAUUUUUAUUUGGCUUUCCGCGGAAGCAAAAGCUCCUGAAAAGCGGAUCUGCCCGGUCUGCUGUGUUUAUUUACACACACACUCACUCACGCCCCUCGUUAUAUUGGAAACUGCGUGAGAAAUAAAUCAUGUGGGUUGUUUACUGCCAAUGGCAUGCAAGGUUCCCGACCGCUUCUAGUGGAAAAAUCUGGGGCUUCUUGCCGCCAAAGGACGGGUAGGUUUUCCCCCACACCCCCGGUCUGACCGUCUGACUUAAAGCCUUAAUUCAGAAACGCGACCGAUUCCUAUCCCGCUGACAAACGUAAUGGAGCUUCAGGAAUCCGGCUAAACAGGCUAAACUUCCAGAGUGGAGUUGGUUUUUUUUUUUUUUUUGGCAAGGCGCGUGAAGCAGCAACGCGCCCUCUGUGAACGCGAGUAACCCGAGCCGGCUGGCCGUCGGGGAAGUCGAUCUGGUCCCGGCCUAUCGGAAACGCGGAGCUCUGUUGAUUGAUGGGAAGGUGCACACGAAGAUAAGCCAUGAUUGAGUGCCAUUAAAGGAAAAGUGCUCUCUCGGUUAAGCCCCCAGAACACAUCCAGGUGGAUCUAUAGAUUUCCCAAGGCCUUCAUUUCCAUCUGAUUUGAAUACACACCGUGCAGUUCAUCUUUUUAUGAGGGAAUAGAUCAAUCCAUGGUCUCAGUAAGUCAUAGCAAACUGCUAUCUGUUUCUGGUCCAUUGCUUGCCCCAGCUUUUGAUCAGCAAGAUAUCAUAUUAGAUGUUUUCCAGCCUGACAUGCCACCAUUAAAUUUACUGCAGGACUGCAGCAAUGAACAAGUAUCUGUCCCAGCUGCUACCUCAAACACAGUUUCUACAUCAGAGGUGGGUGUCUCGUUGUCAAUGGUAAAGAAGGAAGUGGAGAAACCACAGAAUACCAUCUAUGAGGCUUACCUCAAACUGCCAGAUUUUUGUUCAGAUGUCUCUAGAGAUUUCAUCCCUACAUUGGAAGAGAUCGAGGAGUUCCUCAAUGAGAAGAAAGAACUUGUCAAGGAUGAACUGAAUGACAGCCAACCAGGGGGGCAACUUGAAAUAAAAUCUGAAAUCAACUUAAGCAGUGCAGGGGAAGAGUCUGCUACUGGAACUGAUCUAGAUGAAGGUGUUUCUAGUUCUGUUCAGGCUGGAGUAGCAUCUGGAGAUAUAAGCAUGCAUAGAACCAUGGGAUCAAUCCCUGUUCUCCUUCAGAUCCAGCCUGGCCAAGCAGAUGAUAGCUCAUCCAUCCAGAAUUCUGUGGGUGGUAUUCCGGUGGCCCACUUGAUCAUUAGAAUGCAAAGCCAAAACUUGACUGUUUAUCCCCAGGUCACUCCAAGUCCUGUGAAAGGCACAGAUCAGAAGUAUGUACGAAUAGCUCCAUUGCCUGUCACAUUGAGGCCAGAAGUUCCUGGAAGUACAAAGAGUAUGGAGACCAAAGUCCCCAAAGUUUCCCCUUCAGUUAUUCGAGUCCACAAGUGUACACAUCCUGGCUGCACCAAGAUGUACACUAAGAGUUCCCAUCUUAAGGCACACUUCCGACGUCAUACUGGAGAAAAGCCUUAUACUUGUACAUGGCCUGACUGUGGUUGGAGGUUUUCCCGUUCAGAUGAGCUAUCUCGUCACAAGCGCUCCCAUUCUGGACUCAAGCCUUACCAGUGUCAAAUAUGCGAGAAGAAAUUUGCCCGCAGUGACCACUUAUCUAAACAUAUGAAGAUCCACAAAGGGUCAUUCAGUUCAGGAAGUCAGUCAGCAGGUUGUUUUCGUAAUAGUUAACUAACUCCCUGUUUCCUUGCCAAGAGAAGAUUUCCCAUCAACUCAAAGGACAGCUGAAUAGAAAAUAUGAUUUUUCUUUAGGAGAUAAGUAAUUAGAAAAUGACUUGUUUAAGGAGAAAACAACCUCUGUUUCAAUGUGCCUUACAAUUAUGGUUUGCCUCCAAAUCAAGAUCUUUGACACAGGUUAAUAAUUGUACAUUAUAUCUGAGAGGAAAAUGUGACCAUUCAGGAUGUGGAGAAGAACAGCAUGAGAUUCUGUUUCAUUCUAAAUGUUGUAAAUACUGUACUGUAAAUAUUAUUCUUCUACUGGUAUUGAGCUGCCUAUAAGGGACUGUAUUCAAAUGUAAGUUACCUUUUUCAUAAUCUCUCAGCCUAUCCUUAUUUGAGCAGCCUGGCACUUAUUCUAAAACCAAAAGAGUGACAGAAAAUUAUUUCGGUUUGAAAUGUAGGCAAGUGAACAUAAACUAUAAUAAAUCCAGCAAACAAAUUA